AUGGCUUCCAUCUUCCGAACAGCGCUAGUCGUAAGGCGGGCUGUAGCUGGACCAUCCUCCACCACCGCCUCCUUUUCAACUUCUGCCUCACGCUGGAUUGCGGACAACAAGAAUGAUGCUUCUCCUGCAAGAGAGCAUCGACCACGUUCCGCAGUUGGACCGAAUGCACCGGGUCAAGGGAGUUCGGUUCGACAUUCGAAAGAAGAAAACUUGGGUGUUGCACCCAAAGCUACUAAAGGGAGUAAGACGCAAAGAGAUGCAAUCAAUUCUGCUAUGGGGGUAUUAGAUUCUCUUGCUAGAGAUGUCGCUUCUUCUUCCCCACCCCCUUCCCCCUCUGCUUCUGCUUCUACUGAGGCUUCUAGCGCUUCUUCUUCCGCUUCGACCUUGCCCGGCACAGGUUCAGCUACGGCUCAGCAAGAUUCGCUGAUCCCCACACCUUCCUCCCUAGCCCUUGACUCAAUGGACGACUCGACCAAGGGACCCAUAUAUACACCUACCACUCUCCCACCAAAAUCGGACCCCACUCUCGAUUUUCUCACCAAUCUGCUCAUGAAAGAUGGGAAAAAAGCUCAAGCGCAAAGGUUCACCACUCGAACGCUCUCGAUCAUUUCCAACAUUACAAACUCUAACCCGCUCCCCCUCAUCCACGAUGCGAUCUCCCGAACCGCACCGCUCGUAAAGAUGCGAAGUAAAAAGCAAGGCGGGAAAUCUCUACAGGUCCCAGUAGCACUUACCAGGAGGCAAAGUGAAAGAAAGGCGUUGAAAUGGAUCAUCGACGCAUCUAAAAAGAGACCGGAUCGGGAACUGGAGAGAAGGCUAGCAGCGGAAAUCUUAGCAGUCGUUGAGGGAACGAGCAGUGCUAUUGGGAAAAAGGAGGAACAGCAUAAGAUUGCGACGGUGAAUAGGGCCAAUGCUUCCGUUAGGAUCUAA
This is a messenger RNA of Ustilago hordei, 930 nucleotides long. RefSeq lists its product as uncharacterized. The coding region runs from base 1 to 930 and encodes 309 amino acids. The record is from RefSeq and is a predicted model, not a curated record. The transcript has a single exon. Gene Ontology annotation, biological process: ribosomal small subunit assembly; translation. NCBI's taxonomy places the organism in Eukaryota, Fungi, Basidiomycota, Ustilaginomycetes, Ustilaginales, Ustilaginaceae. Gene Ontology annotation, cellular component: ribosome. Gene Ontology annotation, molecular function: rRNA binding; mRNA binding; structural constituent of ribosome.